AUGGGCUGUUCCCAGUCACAGGUAUGCAGAAUUGCUGGCAAACGAGAGGAUAUUCGCACACGAUACGAGUGUAAUAAAACGAACCCCGAACGAAAACGGCUACGAUCUGGCAAAGCAGAGGAUGUGGAGGGCGCCUUGUCAGAAUGGUUCGAUAGUGCCAGGUCCAGAGAUAUCCCUGUGUCCGGUCCCAUUCUCGCAGAAAAAGCAAAGGAUUUGGCGAAACAUCUCCAUAAAGAAGACUUUAACCCCACCAACGGAUGGCUUAGUAGAUGGAAAGAAAGACAUAACAUCGUCUACAAACGACUGCAUGGAGAAAAGAAAGAUGCAGACCUGGUAGCAGCAGACAAGUGGACACAGACCGUUCUCCCAGAUAUACUAAAGACAUACGAAGCAGACGACAUCUACAACGCUGACGAAACUGGACUGUACUACCGAGCAUUACCUGACGGAACAUUAACUGUAAAAUCGGAGACAGUGAGUGGGAGCAAAAGGCGAUGGACAGGGUGA
This is a messenger RNA of Gigantopelta aegis, 507 nucleotides long. Its product is annotated as tigger transposable element-derived protein 4-like. Gene Ontology annotation, molecular function: DNA binding. Bases 1 to 507 code for a protein of 168 amino acids. NCBI's taxonomy places the organism in Eukaryota, Metazoa, Mollusca, Gastropoda, Neomphalida, Peltospiridae. The transcript has a single exon. Gene Ontology annotation, cellular component: nucleus. The record is from RefSeq and is a predicted model, not a curated record.